This is a messenger RNA of Polyodon spathula (Mississippi paddlefish), 7066 nucleotides long. RefSeq names its product dedicator of cytokinesis protein 8-like. Gene Ontology annotation, cellular component: cell leading edge. The record is from RefSeq and is a predicted model, not a curated record. Bases 98 to 6394 code for a protein of 2098 amino acids. The transcript is spliced from 48 exons. Gene Ontology annotation, molecular function: guanyl-nucleotide exchange factor activity. Gene Ontology annotation, biological process: positive regulation of establishment of T cell polarity; positive regulation of T cell migration; small GTPase-mediated signal transduction. Lineage: Eukaryota; Metazoa; Chordata; Actinopteri; Acipenseriformes; Polyodontidae.
AGGCUCACACUCAACCACAUGACAUUUAUUCCAGUACGAGUAAAAUUGGAGCUGUCCAGGAUUAUUGCAACAUUAUAUAUAUAUAGUUAAAACUUCUAUGGCCACCCUGCCAAUAGCAGAUAGGAGAGCGUUUGCUCUCAAAAUUAACAGAUAUUCGUCAGCAGAAAUAAGGAAACAGUUUGUCGGACAAUAUGGGGCGGGGCCGUACCAUCAACGCCAGAGUUCAACAGCGUCUGGUGCUUCUGUCUCACUACAGAUACCUCAGUUUUAUGAAGCAGUGGAGCCGCUGGACUUUGAAGAAUUCCUGAUAACUCAGAUGAAUAGUGCAGGCUCAGACUUAAUGCAGGAGCUGGGGGACUUUCCUGAAGAUGACUUAAAUGUUGAGCUUGCCCCCAGGGAGUGCCGGACGGAGCAGCACUCGGUCCCAGAGAACGGGGAGGAGCUGGAUCCACAUGUCAGGGACUGUAUUCAGACUUACACUCAACCCUGGCUUGUUGUCAGCAGAAAGUAUCAGGGAGAUGGAGGGAGCAUAUAUUCUGAUAGAAUGGGCCUGCACAAAACCUUGCAGAAACAGAUCUUUGAAUCUGAUGAACAGCGAGAUUCCAGUAGUCAAGAACACCAGGUCAAAUCCCAAAAGCUGCCUGUUUUGUGUGACUCCGGGCGGCCGACUCUCACCUCCAUUGACUUUGACCUGCGGGGUCUCCAGCCAGACAGCCGCGUGGAGACCCUCCUGCGGUUCAGCAGCCCCGAGGACCUUGACAGGCAGAACGGGGAGGCCCGCAAGGCCGGCCGGCUGCCAGAGCUCUUCGCACUUUACCCACCCGCCGAUGAGGAGGAUGCUGUGGAAAUACGGCCAGUUCCAGACUGCCCGAAGGAACACAUUGGCCACAGGAUUCAAAUCAGAUGCCAAGUCAUAAAGUGUGAGAUAGAAGUAGAGCCUCUUUUUGCAAGCUUAGCCCUGUAUGAUUUGAAGGAAAAGAAGAAGAUUUCAGAGAACUUUUACUGUGACCUGAACUCAGAUCAGUUCAGAGGGUUCCUUCGAUGUCACACACCCCAUAUAGCACCGUCCAGCCAAGCAAGAUCAGCUGUCUUCUCCAUCACAUACCCCUCUCCUGAUAUCUACCUCGUAAUAAAGAUUGAGAAGGUCCUUCAGCAGGGUGAAAUCGGUGAAUGUGCAGAGCCGUACAUGGUGAUGAAAGACAGUGAUAAUGCAAAGAACAAAGACAAACUUGAAAAGUUAAGAAUUCAAGCUGAAUCGUUCUGCCAGAGACUUGGGAAAUACAGGAUGCCAUUUGCCUGGGCCACUGUUAACAUAAUGAGUGUGAUCAGCACAGCUACCCUUGACAGAGACAUUGUCGAAACAGACAGCAUGAAUGGUAAAGCUGCAGGAGAUAGAAGGACUCUUGGACUAAGCAGAAGGAAUUCAGAAAAGUUUAACUCUCUAGAAGACCAGUAUAACUUGUCAGGCUUCAAACCUGCAACUAUUACCAUAAGCACUUUCUGUAAACAGGAAGGAGACAAGCUAAGUGAUGAAGAUUUAUUUAAGUUUUUAGCUGACCUUAAAAGAACGUCAACAUUGCAGAGAAGAAUUAAACCAAUAACAGGUACUAUCAAGCUGGAUAUCAUGCCAGCCCCAGACACUGUACUCGGUUGUCUCACCUCUGAACUGAUACCAGUGAGGCCAGUACCUGAGAAGAAUGUCCGUCCAGUCCGAGAAGUUCUAGAGUUCCCAUCACAAGAGGUUUAUGUUCCGCACACCAUAUACAGAAAUCUGCUAUAUGUCUACCCACAAAGGCUAAGUUUUGCGAAUCGCCUGGCUUCAGCAAGGAACAUCACCAUCAAAAUCCAGCUUAUGUCUGGAGAGGAUGCAAGCCACGCAAUGCCGGUUAUUUUUGGUAAAUCCAGUGGUCCAGAGUUUGUACAGGAAGUAUAUACUACCAUUACUUAUCACAACAAGUCUCCAGAUUUUUAUGAAGAAGUGAAAAUUAAACUCCCCGCCAAACUCACAGAGAGGCAUCACCUUCUUUUCACCUUCUAUCACAUCAGCUGCCAACAGAAACAAAACCAGGCAGCCAGUGUGGAAACCCUCAUUGGAUACUCAUGGUUUCCAAUUCUAGUCAAUGAGCGGUUGCAGACUGGACAACAUUGUCUUCCUGUAGCAUUGGACAGACUGCCCAACAAUUACUCAUUACAAUCUCCAGAGAAAUGCCCUCCCCAGAUACCUCCAAUAAAAUGGGUAGAAGGUCAUAAGGGUGUCUUCAAUCUCGAAGUGCAAGCUGUCUCUUCUGUGCACACACAGGAUAACCACUUAGAGCGGUUCUUCACUCUGUGCCACGCUCUAGAGGGCCGGGUAACAUUCCCUAUCCGCGUUCUAGAUGACAAGAUCCCAGAGAGUAAACUGGAGCACGAGCUUAAAAUGAGCAUCAUCUCCCUGUCCUCGUCUCGUCUGGAGCCGCUGGUCCUCUUCCUCUACCAAGUCCUGGAUAAACUGUUUCACCUCAUUGUGCAGCCAAUGGUCAUUGCAGGACAGGCAGCAAAUUUUGCCCAGAUUGCUUUUGAGUCUGUGGUAUCACUUGUGAACAGUCUCCACAACAGUCAAGAACUUGCCAAGGACCAACAUGGAAGAAACUGCUUGCUGGCAUCAUAUGUCUACUUUGUGUUCCGACUGCCAGACACACACAGAGAGCUCAUGAAUACAGGUUCGGUGAUGUCUUCUAUUGUCCCCGAGGCUCGGUAUUACACAAUGGGGCGUGCCAGUGCUUCCGCUGUUGGUUCUAAGCUCCUUCAGUCACGGGUUCUAAGCAGCAGCAACCCCGACAUCCCUGCCCUCCAGGCUGCAGCUGACCAGGAGGUCCAAGACAUCAUGACACCCAAGGGUAUGAAUAUCCCUGGAAAUCGAAUGUCUUCCUAUGUAGAAGUUUCUAAGUACUUUCAAAAUACUGCUGGUAGUUCAAGAGCUACACACAAAAAGCAAUUCCACGAGGAGCUGGCUCUUCAGAUGGUGGUCAGUACUGGUGUAUGUAGAGAAAACGCCUAUAAAUACGCCUGGUUCUUUUUUGAGCUUCUGGUUAAAAGCAUGGCCCAGUAUGUUUGCCAAAUGGAGAAGCAGGAUACCCCUCGCAAGAAUCGUUUUUCAGAUCGAUUUAAGGAUGACAUCACCACUAUUGUGAAUGUAGUCACUGCAGAGAUUGGAACAAUUUUAGUAAAGCAGCAAAAGGAAAUUGAACAAGCAGAAAAGAUCAACAUUAGCCUGGCUUUUUUCUUGUAUGAUCUUCUGUCUCUCAUGGACCGUGGCUUUGUCUUUCAGCUUGUACGGAACUACUGCAAUCAGAUGUGUGUCAAGCUGAAUUCCAUGCCCACUCUUAUUUCAAUGAGACUGGAGUUCCUGAGGAUCCUGUGCAGCCAUGAACAUUAUCUUAAUCUCAACCUGUUCUUUGUGAAUCCCACCUCUGCCCCAGCAUCACCGUGCCCAUCGCUGUCUUCCCAGAACUCAAGCUCUUGCUCCAGCAUUCAGGACCAGAAGAUUGCAAACAUGUUUGAUCUCUCUCAAGAGUACAAACAGCAGCACUUCCUGACAGGGCUGCUCUUCACGGAGCUCAGUGCCGCCCUCGACCUGGAGACUGAGGGAAUCAGCAAGGUUCAGAAGAAGGCUAUUAAUGCCACUCACAGCUUGCUGUGUUCGCAUGACUUGGACCAGAGAUGCAGUCGCCCAGAAGUGAGGUCUAAAAUAGCUGCACUCUACCUUCCUCUAAUCAGCAUUAUUAUGGAUUCCUUGAGUCAUUUGGAUUUCACAGUUGCAGAGACUCGAGGUGGCAAGGGAAAGCCAGAGGAGGAGCCAGAAUCUGUAACACCAAUCAGUCAAACGGUUGCUAUGGCAAUUGCAGGGAAUCCAUUUAAUCCGCUGACAAGAAACACUCUAACAUCAGUGACAUCUGUGUCUGGAAAGUCAAGCGGGGUGUUAACAGCUGAAACCAGCCGGAACCUACUUAUCUGUUUCUUGUGGAUAAUGAAGAACGCUGAUCAAAAUCUGGUUCAGAAAUGGGCAAUGGACCUACCCUCGUCCCAGCUGAACCGUCUUUUGGAACUGCUGUACAUAUGUGUCUCGUGUUUUGAGUACAAGGGGAAGCAGGCGAACUCCGACAAAGUAAGCACCCAGGCUCUUCAGAAGUCCCAGCAAGCAAAAGCCCGACUAGAGGAGGCCUUACUGGGAGGGAUGGGAGCGAGAGGAGAGAUGAUGAAACGCAGCAGAGGUACAGCAGGGAAUGAAAGGAUUCAAGGACUAAAUGAAAACUUGAGAUGGAGAAAAGAUUUGACACAAUGGAGGCAAACUAAUGACAGGCAGGACAAAACAAAGGAUGAGCUUGAGCAAGAAGCUAUCAUCAGUGGCAAUUUGGCCACAGAGUCUAAUCUGAUCAUUUUAGACCUCUUAGAAAUCAUUAUCCAGAGCAUUUCUAACUCAGACUGCAAAGACAAUGUGCUGGGUGGAGUCCUGAGGGUGCUGCUGCAUUCCCUCAGCUGUAACCAGAGCACCCACUACCUGGCUCACUGCUUUAGCACACUCCGAUCCCUCAUUGUGAAGUUUGGGGACCUGCUGUUUGAAGAAGAAGCUGAACAGUGUGCUGAUCUGUGCCAGAAGGUGCUCCAGCACUGCAGCAGCAGCCUUGACAGCACAAGAAGCCAGGCCUGCGCCACCCUCUACCUCGUCAUGAGACACAGCUACGGCUCCACCAGUAAUUUCUCCAGGGUGAAGAUGCAGGUUACUAUGUCGUUGGCAUCCCUUGUGGGUAAAUCUUCAGAUUUCCAUGAGGACUAUCUGAGAAGGUCUUUACGAACCAUCCUAGCAUAUGCUGAAGAAGAUGUGGAGAUGCAGCCAACACAAUUACCUUGUCAGGUUGAGGAGCUGCUGAGGAACCUGAACAGCAUCCUGUCUGACACAGUGAAGAUGAGGGAGUUUCAGGAGGACCCUGAGAUGCUCAUGGACCUCAUGUACAGGAUAGCCAAAGGGUAUCAAACCUCCCCUGACCUGCGUCUAACCUGGCUUCAGAACAUGGCAGAGAAGCACACCAAGAAGAAGUGCUACACCGAGGCGGCAAUGUGCUUGGUCCACGCAGCUGCACUGGUGGCAGAAUAUCUGAGCAUGCUGGAGGAUCACAAGCACCUGCCCGUGGGUAGCAUCAGCUUCCAGAAUGUCUCACCCAAUGUCCUAGAAGAAUCAGCUGUUUCUGAUGACAUUCUGUCCCCUGAUGAAGAUGGAAUGUGUACAGGGAGGUACUUCACUGAAAAUGGCCUGCUGGGACUGCUUGAACAGGCAGCUGAACUCUUCAAUACUGCUGGGUUGUAUGAGACCGUAAACGAGGUCUACAAAGUUGUCAUCCCUAUUCUUGAAGUUCACAGAGACUUCAGGAAACUGACCUCCACUCACGAUAAAUUGCAGAAAGCCUUUGAGAGCAUCAUAAUGAAGGGUCACAAAAGAAUGUUUGGAACCUAUUUCCGUGUUGGUUUUUAUGGAUCCAAAUUUGGAGAUCUGGAUGAACGUGAAUUUGUCUACAAGGAGCCUACCAUUACCAAACUGCCAGAGAUCUCGCACAGAUUAGAAGGAUUUUAUGGACAGUGUUUUGGGCAAGAUGCUGUGGAGGUGAUUAAAGAUUCCACUCCAGUUGACAAGUCUAAGUUGGAUCCUAAUAAGGCCUACAUUCAAAUUACGUUUGUGGAGGCAUUCUUUGACGAGUACGAAAUGAAAGACAGAUUGACCUACUUUGAAAAGAAUUUCAACCUGCGGCGGUUUAUGUACACCACCCCAUUUACAAAAAGUGGCCGUCCCCGAGGGGAACUCAAUGAACAAUACAAGAGGAAGACCAUCCUUACCACUCUGCACGCCUUUCCAUACAUUAAGACCAGGAUUAAUGUGAUUCAGAAGGAAGAGAUUGACCUCACCCCCAUUGAAGUUGCCAUUGAAGACAUGCAGAAGAAAACCCUGGAGUUGGCAGUGGCUACCCACCAGGAGCCCAUUGAUGCCAAGUUACUACAGAUGGUCUUGCAGGGAUCAGUGGGAGCAACUGUUAAUCAGGGACCACUGGAGGUAGCUCAGGUGUUUCUGAAUGAAAUCCCAGGAGACCCAAAGCUUUUCAGACAUCAUAACAAACUGAGGUUGUGCUUUAAAGAAUUUAUCAUGCGGUGUGGGGAGGCAGUAGAAAAGAAUAAGCAUCUGAUUGCUAGUGACCAGCGGGAGUAUCAGCAGGAACUGAAGAAGAACUAUAUUAAACUGAAGGAGAAUCUGAGACCCAUGCUUGAGAGAAAGAUCCCAGAGCUGUACAAACCUUUAGUCAAACCUCGCGUUGAGACCAGGGAAUCGUUUAAAAGACAUAGUUUCCGAAGACCUGCUGAUGAAAAUUAAUGAGGUGAAGAGCUGUUUCCCCCAGGUUCACUGUCUUAAUUGAAAUGACAACAUCGGAGAUGAGAACAAUUUGAUCCCUUACUUGCGAAAGCUUAUGGCGGCAAAGGGAAAAUGCAAGAAGUGCUUAAUGUUUGACAUUGAACUUUAAUUCUGAUGAAAGCCCAUUACAAGCUGUUGCCACACACUUGAUAAUUUAAUGGAAACUUUUAUGAGCUGCCUACAAAUUACACUAGCAUAGCCUUGGUGUGAAGCAGCUUUUGAUAUAGCACAUGCGGUUUAUAGCUCCCUGGCCCUUAAUUAUCUGGUUUCAGAACUGUUUUCAAUUGUAAGAUUUAAGGUGUUUCACAGAAGGACCAGUGACUGGAAAGUACACAUAUGUAAUAACACUGUACAGAGUUGUUUUUUUAGCUACAUGUAUAUUUGCUCCUGUUUUGAGUUGACACAGUUGUGAUGAUUUUAUUUCUGAAGUACUGUAGAAUAUAGUAGUCUUUUUUUUUUAAAAUAUUAUAAAAAGAAAAACUUUUUUUUUUUUUUUUUUUUUUUUUAAAAUAAAUAACAGCAGUGAUGUUAAUCACAAGUUGUGCUUUAACCCUUUAUAUUUGGUUCACACACACAAGUUUUUCAUAGAAAAUUGUGACUUCUGUGUAAAGCAAAAUACACAUGCAAAAAAGA